This is a messenger RNA of Trichosurus vulpecula (common brushtail), 3082 nucleotides long. It is a transcript of the gene AKAP5, whose product is annotated as A-kinase anchoring protein 5. Gene Ontology annotation, cellular component: excitatory synapse; dendritic spine; postsynaptic density. Gene Ontology annotation, biological process: positive regulation of adenylate cyclase activity. The record is from RefSeq and is a predicted model, not a curated record. Gene Ontology annotation, molecular function: GABA receptor binding; protein kinase A regulatory subunit binding; glutamate receptor binding. NCBI's taxonomy places the organism in Eukaryota, Metazoa, Chordata, Mammalia, Diprotodontia, Phalangeridae. Bases 592 to 1941 code for a protein of 449 amino acids. The transcript has 2 exons.
GGGCGUAACCCAUUUUCGAGCUGCACAUCUGUCCAGGGCUGCAGUACAGAAGCGGUGGGUUCAGCUUCCCGCUCCCAAGGAGCUGGGAUUGGAAAGGCAUCUGUAGCCCUGGAAAAAGCAAAAGAUGUGAACCGCGAGGUGUCUGUGGGAAUCUCCAGGUACUCUCAAGUGAGCUCUCCAGGAUCCAGGAGUUUGCAGUGGCAGCAGAAAAUCUAGCUGGCCGUGCUCUAAAACAUGAGUUUGCAAGGAACCAUGACCACCCUUGGGUAGGUUGAACAUAUCAGUACAGAAGAUUGUUCUUUAAAAAGAAAGAAAGAAAAGAAACAAGGAAGCCAAACUACGAAAGGUCUUUCUUUCAUGGAGAGAGUAAAACUACCAGCAAAAGAGGAUUUGGACUUUUUUUUUUAAUCCAGAAAGAACCACCAAAAACACCUGUGUGGAACAAGACCACUUAUACUCACAAAAGAAAUAAAAUAAAAAACUAACAAAAAAAAUCCCCUGCCCUUUGGGAUGAUAUUUUUAUCAAUGUUCUUCCCAUAAAAGGCUGUAAAAGAAGAACAAAUAUUGUUUUCUAGAGACUGAAAGAGUGUGAUGCAAAAAAUGGAGGCAACAGUGGCAGAAAUUCAAGUAGAAGGCAAGGAUGAGAAGGAGUCUGUAGAGAUAAGUCCUCAGGAUGAGGAGCAGGUUGAAAAAGCCUCUAUGAUUUGUUUUAAAAGAAGAAAGAAAUCAGCCAAAGCUUUGAAGUCGAAGAAUUGUUCUGAAAAAGCACCCCAUGACACUGGUCCAUGCAGUGCCAAGGAUCACACAGAUGUGGAAGCUUCAGAUCAGUUUCAGUCACCAGGGGGGACCUGGGCAGCAAUCAGAUGCUUUGUCACUCGACGGAAAAGGUCAAAAUCUUCAAAGAAAGAAGUCCCCUUAGAUGCUAAAGCACAACCUAAAGACAACACUGACGAAACCAAACCCGCUAAGAAAAAGGCUCGAUCCAGGAUUAAAACACCCUGCAUAAAACUCUCGAGAAGCAAGAAAAAAUGCAGUCAUUCCCAAACUAUUGAGGAAUCUGAAUGCAGUAUGAAAGUAAAGGAAGUUACAGACAGUUUAGGUACAGAGAUUCAGACUCCUGAGGAUGCUCCAGCUGUAAAGGAUAAAUUAAUUGCAGAUGUAAGUGGUGGUACCUCCCAAGUAGAUAGUGUAAGUAUGCCACAAGUUAGUAACAUCAGCUCUUCUGGGGAGAAUGUGGCUUCCAUAGAACUUGAGGUUGACACGGAAUCUUGUGCCAUUCACACAGCAGCAUUAAUCCUUGAAAAAAAUAUUGAGAAGCCAGAGGAGAAACAGGUUGUAAACCUCCAACAAGAAAGCCUCCCUGAGACUUCAGAAGUGGGACACCAGCUCCCUAAGGAGGAUACGGAGGUUGGUAGUAUUGUAGUACCCAAUGAAACUCCCACAGAGGAACCUGCAACCCCAGAGAUCAUGGAAGAAGCAUCUAAGGAUGUCACAGAACAGGAACCAAAAGAGAAAGAACAUGAAAAUGAAGUGAUUGCUUCAGAAAAGAACAAGUCAAAAGACACCAUAGUAUGUUUCAGUAAAUCAGAUUUCGAAGAAAAUGCAGUAGGCCCGAAGAUGCCCCAAGCAGAAGAAAGCAAAAGGAUGGAACCAAUUGCUAUUAUCGUCACAGACACUGAAGUCAGUGAAUUUGAUGUAAAGAAAUCCAAAAAUGUCCCUAAGAAAUUCUUAAUAUCGGUUGAAAAUCAGCAAAGUGAGCCAUUUUCUAAUGCUGUAUCAUCCAAAGGGGUUAAUGAUUUUGAGGGCAGAACUUCUGAGCAGUAUGAGAAGCUUUUAAUAGAAACUGCUUCCUCGCUUGUCAGGAAUGCCAUUCAGUUGUCUAUAGAGCAACUGGUGAAUGAAAUGGAUUCUGGUGAUAACAAAAGAAAUAGUCUUAUAUAAAAGACCAGAAUUUCGGCUCAUGUUUUCUUUUAAUGGAAACCUAAUGAAGAAUUAUUUUACAUUUUAUGACAUCUUUAAUUCAGAAGAAUCAUUUAUGGAUAUUUACAAUCUCCAAAACUCAACAGCACCAGCUUCUGUCGAGUUGGAGACGAGAAUCUGGCCCAGAAAUGUACCAUACUGCUCCUUAAUGUCCUUUUGAUGACAGAACUUUGUUUCAUAAAGCAAUUUAUUUCUGCAUAUACAUUAAGCCUGCAUUUGGUUUCAAACCCCUGUUUUUUUACAAUGCAAUUUUAUUGUUAUAAUUGUGAGUAAGGUGGGCUAGUUUUGUAGAUAUGUGAAUUAUUGUAGCUGAGUAGCUGGCCAAUGGUCUUACCUCAAAAAUGUGACACCUGCAUUAUCUUCAUUUCAGUGGCAUAUGUGUAUGUUCACAAAAUGCAUAUUUUAAUGAGGAAGAAGAGAUUUUCUGUUCUUGAUUCUUCUAAGCUAUUUGCAAAAAUUGCAUUAAAAUGUCUUCAAAUAGUUGGUGAAUAGGUUGGCAACUAUAAAUGCUUACCUUGACUUCUCCCUUUUUCCUCCUCUAUACAAUUACAUCGAUGCUCUCAUUCCUCCUUUUUUACAAGAGGCAUCCUUGACAGGGGGAAUAGAGAGAAUGGUGAAGCAUUUUUACUUACUAUGCCAUCACUCCUCCUAAGGUUAUGGUACUAAAUUAAAGCCAUUCCUUCAAGAAAUCACCCUGAAAUUGGCCUUUUGUGGUUCCCCAUCCCUUUAGCAAGUAGAUGGCCUCAUAGGAGGAUAGCAGAUUCCAAGAAAGAUAGUGUAGCAGCUUAAAACCCUCUGAGGAGCUCAAACAUUUUCAUUUUGGGAAAGUGUCAGUCAAAUUUAGCCAAAAUACGAAGUUAUUUAUUAUCUCCUUUAUUAAAAUAUGUGUGAUAGUUCCAAAAAAUCACAGCAAACCGUUCUGGUCUUUGCAGAAAUAUUUUUUACUUUAAACAAAUCGGCAGCUCUGUAAUGGAGAAGGAUGGAUAAAGCAUUUUCCAUAUUCAGAGAAGAAGGCUUUUUUUUUUUUUACUUUCAGAAUUUAGCUACACCAACUAUAGAAGAGAUCUGUAUAACAAAUUAAAAGAAAUUUUUUUUCUUAAGG